AUGAGCCAAAUAGAGAGCAACUCUAUGAGCAAGAGACAGGGGAAGCAAAUUAUUGCUGACGUACUUGGAAGCAACGAGGACAUGAAAGAAAAGUGCUUUCGGCCUACGAAAGACUUGCUUUUCCACGCCUCAUAUCCCCAUCAUGACAAUGCCCGUGAUUGCUCUGCAUGUGAUUCAAAUGAAUUAAGCCACCGUUCGCCGCGAGAAAUAGAUUAUGAACCUUAUCUUCACUUUGGAUUGAUCGCCUCCGGAAACCAAGUGAUGAAAGACGCACAGUCACGGGAUCAGAUUGCACAAGAUCUAGACAUGCUCUGCUUUGAGAUGGAAGCAGCAGGCCUGAUGGACCAACUUCAAUGCUUGUGGCAAGGCUACGCAUCGUUGACUGCUGCUGCAUGUGCCAAGUUUAUUUUAUCUAUUGUGCCCCUGUCUAGUCGACGACAAAAACCAAAUAAAACCGAGUUUGAUCAGGAAGAAACAGACUGUCUGAAAGCUUUGUUUGUCACCGAUCCGAGCGAAGACAAGAAUGCGUUGAAACGGAGAAAGGGGGACCGAGCCCCGGAGACGUGCGAAUGGAUUUUGGAGAAACAGGAGCUUCAGAAUUGGCUCAGCUCGCAUGGGCAUCGCGAUAAGAUUCUCUGGUUGUAUGGCAACCCAGGAACUGGCAAGUCGACAAUGGCAAUCACAAUGGUAGAACUUCUCCUUGACAGAUCCGAAUUUAAAAAUGGUGAAAACGUCCUUGCCUACUUCUUUUGUGACUCAAGUGUCCCGGAACGCUCUACUGCGACCUCUAUACUGCGUGGCCUCCUAUAUCAGAUAGUUAAGCAGCGUCCUGAUUUAAUGCAGCACUUACUUUGCAAAUGGAAAGAACGAACUGAAAAAGUAUUCAAUUCCUUUGACGGCUUAUGGAAUAUUGUGCUCGAUACGGGACAGACCGGUACUGAGGUGGAAUUAUAUUGCAUUAUCGAUGCCUUGGAUGAAUGUGACCGUGAAUCGCAAGAUGAACUUCUAAAACAAAUCACACAAACGCUUGGAAGCGAAAAUCGAAAGGCCUCCAACCUACAUAUCCAUUUUUUAAUAACGAGUCGACCAUACCCAGAGAUAAGGCGUUUUCUCUAUGAAUUCAAUUCCAAAGACUUGUCUUCCUAUGAAGAAGUUCAAAAGGAUCUGAAAAUACUGAUUGAAAAGAAAGUCACGCAACUAUCACUCAUAAGCCAGUACUCCAAAAACGUGGCGUCGAGUGUAUCGGAUAUCCUGAAACAAAAAGCCGAGGGAACUUUCUUAUGGGUCGGCAUUGCAUGCGAUGAGUUGGCACAUGUUCGGUCGAGAAAAGCAGUUGAAACACUGCAAAUGCUGCCCCAAGGUCUGAAUGCGCUGUACAUGAAUUUGAUAACGACCGCGUUGGGCCGUCAUGAAAAUGACAACGAGACAACCUUCCAAAUACUCAAUCGAUUUGGAUGUCAUUUUGACAUUACUGAAGAGCACUUAAUGGCUGCAGUAUGUAAUUCGGUUUCUGGGGAUGAAAUUCUGAGACGUCUUCUUGACCGACAGGACGAUCAAAUUAAAGCUACUCAAAAUCCCGAUGACGCUACAAGGCCAGACGGCGCCAUGAAAUCGCUUCAAGAUCAUCGACGCCGCAGCCAGUUUAAGAUUACUCGCGAUAUCAUUAGAGCUGCAGAACGCAAGCAUGAUGUUAUGGAGGUGCUUUUAGACCGACGGGCGAGUCAGAUCCAGAUUACUCAAGACAUAGUCGGUGCUGCAAAUACAAAGGCCCUACAACUUCUUCACAAUCAACGGGACCAAAUCAAUAUUAAGGAAGAGGCUUCUAUAAGUCUCGAUCGCCGUAUGAAUGAAUUCGGGAAAUGGAAUAUUUGA
Molecule: messenger RNA, 1872 nt
Organism: Talaromyces rugulosus
Lineage: Eukaryota; Fungi; Ascomycota; Eurotiomycetes; Eurotiales; Trichocomaceae
Exons: 3
Coding region: 1-1872 (623 amino acids)
Biological process (GO): nucleoside metabolic process
Molecular function (GO): catalytic activity
Source: RefSeq, a predicted model, not a curated record